Messenger RNA from Armigeres subalbatus, 2407 nucleotides. RefSeq names its product serine hydroxymethyltransferase (gene Shmt). NCBI's taxonomy places the organism in Eukaryota, Metazoa, Arthropoda, Insecta, Diptera, Culicidae. Bases 556 to 2274 code for a protein of 572 amino acids. The record is from RefSeq and is a predicted model, not a curated record. Gene Ontology annotation, molecular function: zinc ion binding; pyridoxal phosphate binding; cobalt ion binding. Gene Ontology annotation, cellular component: nucleus; cytosol; cytoplasm. The transcript is spliced from 5 exons. Gene Ontology annotation, biological process: purine nucleobase biosynthetic process; folic acid metabolic process; L-serine catabolic process.
AUAGAAGUGCCCACACAGUGAGCCACUCAAAUAAUGUUUGCCUGCAGUUGUUAUAAUUACUGUGCAAAUACCUAUACAUAUUUUGAUUGAUAAGAAAGUAUUGUCUUAAUGGUGAACCCAAUGUGAAUCGAAUCGGCAAAUAACAUCCGCUAUACGUUAACUCGGAUGUCCUCCACCCAGCAUCCAUCGAACAAUGGAUGCGGAAUCUGUCAUGCCAUCAGCAGCAGCUCAGCAACCUGCCGUUUGUCUUUGAUAAGCUCCUACGCAGAAAGGCCAUAGAUUCAACCCUAGAAACGAAACUUUGCAGAACGGUUAGAUGAUUUCAUAAAUCUGUUUACUCAGGCGUCAGCUGCUGAGCAGUUCCAAUUUAUUUGAGUACGUGGAAAGCAAUCCCAUCGGGAGCAGGAUUCCUCUUAUGAUUCCAGUGGAAUAAGACAAGCUAAUCCUGACUAGAAAGUUUUAAAGUGUUUAGUUCUCAGAAUAAAGUGCAUCUUACUUGAGUUUGUGUGAUAAUUAGCAAAAAACGUGCCAUUCAAAACAUCACACUACCAAAGAAUGUCUGCGAAUAUCGUACGAGCCGGCUUUGCGCCUCUCGCUCGCUCCUGUGGCACAUCAGCGAUCAGCUUGCGUUUGCGUAUGGAUAAACAUUACCACCAAUGUCCAGCAACUGUUACUGGAUCUAAAACUACCACCACUACGAGGCACUUUGGAAAGAUUUCAUCAUUUGCGCCAUCAUCGCCACUGUUGACGCCGUCCUCGUCCAUCGAGAGCCAUUCGUCUACCUUUACAAACGUAGUGCACUAUCCGAAGCGGCCAAUCUGUUCCUUGUCCGGAGUCCUGAGCAGUUCCAGCCUACCGAAAGCAACCAAGAUGUCCGGCGAUGACAAGCUGUUGCACGAGAAUCUCUGGGAGUCGGACCCGGAGCUGAUGGACCUGAUUCGGAAGGAAAAGAAACGCCAAGUCCAGGGUCUGGAAAUGAUUGCCAGUGAGAACUUUACCUCACUCUCGGUGUUACAGUGUCUGGGAUCCUGCCUGCAUAACAAGUACUCCGAGGGACUGCCCGGGCAAAGAUACUAUGGCGGUAACGAAUUCAUUGACGAGAUCGAAGUGCUGGCCCAGAAACGCGCCUUGGAAGCGUACCGUCUCAACCCGGAAGAGUGGGGCUGCAACGUGCAGCCCUACUCCGGUUCGCCGGCCAACUUCGCCGUCUACACCGGACUGAUCGAGCCGCACGGGCGCAUCAUGGGGCUGGACCUGCCGGACGGUGGCCAUUUGACGCACGGUUUCAUGACCGCCACCAAAAAGAUCUCCGCCACGUCCAUCUUCUUCGAGAGCAUGCCCUACAAGGUCAACCCGGUGACGGGGCUGAUCGACUACGACAAACUGGAGGAAAGUGCCCGGAACUUCAAGCCUAAAAUCAUCAUCGCCGGUAUGUCGUGCUACUCGCGUUGCCUGGACUACAAACGCUUCCGCCAGAUUUGCGACGCCAACGGUGCUUAUCUGUUUUCCGAUAUGGCCCACAUCUCCGGACUGGUCGCAGCCGGAGUCAUUCCAUCGCCGUUCGAGUACUCCGACGUGGUAAGCACAACGACGCACAAAUCGCUUCGGGGACCCCGUGCCGGUGUGAUUUUCUUCCGCAAAGGAGUGCGCAGCGUAAAGCCGAACGGGGACAAAGUAUUGUACGAUCUAGAAGCGAAAAUCAAUCAGGCCGUGUUCCCCGGAAUUCAGGGUGGCCCACACAACCACGCCAUCGCCGGUAUUGCCACGUGUAUGCUGCAGGCCAGAACUCCUGAGUUCAAAGACUACCAGACACAGAUUAUCCGAAAUGCGCAAGCACUGUGCAAGGGGCUGCUGGAACGAGGCUACUCUAUUUCGACCGGCGGAACCGACGUUCAUCUGGUUUUGGUCGAUCUUCGUCCGGCUGGCAUCACCGGAGCCCGUGCCGAGUACGUGCUGGAGGAAAUUUCCAUCGCCUGCAACAAGAAUACCGUUCCCGGAGAUAAGAGCGCCCUGAACCCGUCUGGAAUCCGGUUGGGAACGCCUGCUUUGACGACACGGGGCCUGGUGGAAGCCGAUAUGGAAAAAGUGGUAGACUACAUCGAUCGGGGACUGCAGCUGUCGAAGGAGAUCACGGCCGUUUCGGGACCAAAACUGGUGGAUUUCAAGCGAGUGCUGCAUGAGGAUGCGACACUGAACGCCAAGGUUCAAGCCCUCAAGAAGGAGGUUCAGAAGUACAGCGAAAAGUUCCCUAUGCCUGGCUAUGACGAGAUUUAGGCUGUAUGUUUUUCUUUAGAUCUGUAGUAUGAGUUGUAAGGCUGUUGGAAAGGAAAGUGCUAUGACAAAACAAACAUCGAAAUAUAUUAUUCUCUACUAUUGUAGGCAUACAGAGUAUGCCAAUUUAAACCUA